This is a messenger RNA of Cucurbitaria berberidis CBS 394.84, 2601 nucleotides long. RefSeq lists its product as uncharacterized. Bases 312 to 2324 code for a protein of 670 amino acids. Lineage: Eukaryota; Fungi; Ascomycota; Dothideomycetes; Pleosporales; Cucurbitariaceae. The transcript has 2 exons. The record is from RefSeq and is a predicted model, not a curated record.
CGUCUUCACGAAAUCGUGACCUUCGAGGACUAGCCAGAAGUAGUAAUCUUGGAGCUUUGCAGAAGUUCAUGCAGUUUCAUGUUGGUGCGACGCCAUUGGCCAAAGCGGGCCCCGCGUUGUUGGCGCCGCCCCUCAUGGUUCCUUCCAUGUUCCCUGCAGGCAACAUGUGAAGCUCGACAACUUGAAAAGAUAGCGUUUCUCCCUUACAACCACGCCAAACAUUGUGCAGCCCUCUAUAUUAAGACGACAACCACGUGUAUCUUAGGAGAAUAUUCCUAGAGGUAAAAACGAAUCGCCCCAUCAUACUGCGAAUGGCGUCUGGCCUCCUAGGUACCACAGGCCUACGCCUCCCCAACGAACUUGCCCUCCUAGUAAUCGACCACCUCGCGGACGAUAACAAAGAGCUAUGCACGCUCGCUCGAACAUGUCGCGGCAUGCAGCACCUCGCCGAGGAGCGCAUCUACAAGACCAUUGAGCUUCUCUCUGUCAAAGACCUCCACGCAAUUAUCGAAGCCUUCACACGCCGUCAUGAUCGCGUUCGCGCCGUUCAAACACUCAAGAUUCUGUACCAAUAUCGACCGGGAGAUUUGAACGACAGCGAAGAAGCAAGGACAAGAUUCAACGAGUGCGUGGCGCAUAUGAUAAACCUCAGGGAAUGGCAUAUCGAGAGUCCUUAUGACAACUUCAACUGGGCCAAGGCGGGUGGGCACGAGUGGGUGGAGCGCGAUAUGAUGCGGUUCCAGGGCGCCCUAGAGGCCGCAUGCGUGGACGGCCCCAAGGAAGCAGAGCGCAUGCUAGUAGAGCGGAGAAUGGGCAAGAACAUUGACCGGACUGUUGGCCUCGCUUUGCUAGAGACUUUGACUAUCCACUCACACGGCGCCGCCGAAGACUUUUGGGCUCUCGAUGGCUUCGACUGCCUUUUCCGACACCCGACCCUCCGAACUCUCCACAUCUCGUGCGUUUCUUUGCCCGCCGAAGGACUACCUAGCCUUGUAUCACAUGUCAACAAAACGCCUCUCACGACUUUGAUCUUCGACGAGUGCGAGCUAGAGCCUAAAAGCCUAAAAAGCAUCCUACGCACGCCCGCAAGACUAAAGCAUCUGACUCUCGGCGAGAAUGUCUUCAACGUCAACCGAUCUAGACGCCCUAAUCCCAAACUAUCAAAGAAGGCAGGCGCAUCGUUUGAAGCCCUAGCAGCAGUUGCGCAUUCGCUUGAAAGCCUCACCCAUCUUGAUCCUGGUUGGCGAACAGACUUUUCUCCACAUGUUCUGCGUAGCAUUCGCCCGCCUGGCGAAGGCAUGCGGAAUUUCCACUCCCUCAAAUAUCUGGAAUGCGACACGAGUUCUUUCCUCCACCAGGGCGCCAUCAUGAAUCGCGACCUUGCCCCACCCAACCUAGAAACACUCCGACUUCGCCGACACUGGGAGGUUGCGGUCGACUUUUGGGACCAACCGCCUGCAGCUGAUCACUACGCGGCGCUGCCUUCUUUGAAAACCCUGGAACUGUUGCAGUCUUCGUUCAUCUGGUUCGAGUUGUCACUCCCAGACUACAUUUGCCAAGCAGACCGCAUUCGAAAUCGGCAUGCGUGUGCGUACAAGCUGUCCAAGGCUGGCAUCAACCUCAAAAUGUCGAUCGAGAUGCAUCGGGACCCCAAGCUGAUACCGCCGUAUCUGCAUGGCGAACUUAUUCCGAUUGUUCACUGCAUAUACGACGCAAGUGUUGUUGGCUUUCAUCGACACAUCUCCGAGACGUGUAACGUCGCCAAUGAUGUCGCGGACUACCCGGGAAUUGAUCAUUCACCCUCUGAUAUACACGUCUUCGCAUCCCGUGAGCCCACUCCUCCAAUCGAGUACAAAGGCAUUGCUGAACUCAGUGCUGCCGCCGCACCUGAUAAAGCUACCGCCAUAGGGAUAGCCACCGAAGAUGCACCCGAGACAGAUCAGCUUAGCGAUGCAGACAUCCAUCGACUAACAGGUGAAACUCGCCGUGCUCUCCAACAACUAAAGCUCAAGUUCAUUCGCCAACGACGCUCAGGUAGAGCUUCGUCAGUUUUGUCCUUCAUUGACGACGACGACGAUGACGACGACGAUUCUGACGGCCUCGACGAUGAAGAAGACUUUGAAGUAGAUGAUCUUGAUGAGGACGCAGACAUGGAUCUAGAGCUCGAACUGGAUGAGGAUGGCUUCGAAGACGAAGAUGGGAUUCAAAUUUACGAACAUAAUGGGCAACUGUACAUUGAGGUGUAUGAACCGGAAACGGAUGAUGAGGACGAGGAGGACGAGGCCAUGGAGGGUGUACAGAGUACUAAUGAUGAUUUGGAUUGAUCUGGUUGGAUUAGCUUGGGUGACACAACCCUGGCGUUUUAUGAGUAGGACGUCGAUGAAUACUGCAUUGGGAUGCGGUGGGUAUUUAGUGGGGAGACUCUCAGCAUAGCUAGUGUUAAGAUUCGCCAUAUAUGGGUGCUUGAAGGAGAGUCCUGUUCUCACUGCCGCCGUACAUACGAGGUAGACAGUUUCGCUAUUCACACUUGAUCUCAUUCUCUGAAAUCUUUAGUCGGCUUCAACUGUCUGAGAAUUAACACUUUCUGAGCAUAUAUCCAUG